Messenger RNA from Mobula hypostoma (lesser devil ray), 2055 nucleotides. Its product is annotated as magnesium transporter NIPA2-like. Gene Ontology annotation, molecular function: magnesium ion transmembrane transporter activity. The transcript has 6 exons. NCBI's taxonomy places the organism in Eukaryota, Metazoa, Chordata, Chondrichthyes, Myliobatiformes, Myliobatidae. Gene Ontology annotation, cellular component: membrane. Gene Ontology annotation, biological process: magnesium ion transport. The coding region runs from base 174 to 1433 and encodes 419 amino acids. The record is from RefSeq and is a predicted model, not a curated record.
AUGAGUUUUCAGCGGAAGGGUGGGGGAGAUCGCCAGUUAAAGAUUUUUAAAGUUGUGAGCUUGAAAACGUUUUCGGAGAGAAACUUUCGGGGCGUUCAGCAUUUUGGCCAAGAGGACUUGCAGAGUUUGCUCCGGGGGAAAAACCACUUCUAGUUGUUUGGGGAAAUACUAUAAUGGAUCCAGGAUACAAACAUUGUGUUGAAGGUUCCUUCAUUUCUUUUGCUUGCCCAUCUAUGUCUCAAUGGGCUUUAUGUCGGAUCAUCAAUGUAACCAAAGUGCAAGACAUUCAUCACAAAAUACUGCAUGAGGAAUUCAACAGGACAGGCCCUGGAACAGUAACUUGGCCUGAAACGCAAACCAACUUGUACAUUGGGCUGACACUUGCCAUUGCCUCCAGUCUCUUCAUUGGAAGCAGCUUUAUACUCAAGAAGAAGGGUCUCUUGCGAUUGGCUGAUAAAGGAAAUACCAGAGCUGGUCAAGGAGGAUAUGCCUAUUUGAAGGAAUGGCUAUGGUUGGGAGGACUUCUCUCUAUGGGUGCUGGAGAAGCCACAAACUUUGCUGCCUAUAUGUUUGCACCUGCCACCGUGGUUACACCAUUAGGUGCACUAAGUGUGCUGAUAAGUGCUGUGCUUUCAACUUAUGUCUUACACGAGGGAUUGAAUAUCCACGGCAAGUUAGGAUGCCUCCUCUGCAUUGUAGGAUCAACUGUAAUAGUGAUACACGCUCCAACAGAAGAAGGAAUCCACUCCUUGGACGAAAUGCAAGGGAAGCUAAAAGACACAGGAUUCAUCAUAUUUGCCAUCAUCAUAAUCCUAGUGUCUGGGGUGCUGAUUUUCUUUAUUGCCCCCAAAGUGGGACCAACAAAUAUUCUUGUCUAUAUCUUAAUUUGCUCACUGAUCGGUGCCUUUUCAGUAUCUUCAGUGAAGGGACUAGGCAUUGUUAUAAAGGAGCUGUUUGAAAACAAGACGGUAAUCAGCAAACCAUUGAGCUGGGCUCUGCUUCUGACUUUGAUCAUUUCCAUCAGCGUUCAAAUCAACUACUUGAAUAAAGCUCUUGAUACCUUCAACACCUCUAUAGUGACCCCAAUUUAUUAUGUACUCUUCACUACCACUGUCAUAACGUGCUCUGUUAUCCUUUUCAAAGAAUGGAACAAUGUAGAUAUCAAGGAUAUCAUUGGAAUUAUCAGUGGAUUCUGUACCAUUAUUUUGGGCAUCUUUUUACUUCAUGCUUUUAAGGAUAUUCAAUUCACUUGGGAACAGUUAGCAUCUCUCACAAAGAAAACUGAAAAAGUGGAAGCAAAUGCACUUGAACAUGUCGACUAUCAAAAAUUACUGGAGAAUAUGGAAAGCCCAACUCUCAGCUAUGAAGAUGAAGUAAAUAUAUUUAAUAGAAGUAAUGUUCACUUACAAGAAUAUCCUAACUUAAAUAGAUGAUUAGUAAAAUAGAGCAUUCAAAGAAAUUAUCUUCGUUAUUUUCAGAUCUGUGCAAUCAGUGAAUUGCAGGAUCAUGGGACUGCUGUACAUAUGAACACUUUUUGAUUUGCAUUGUGUUUACGUAAUUUAUACUUUUUUUCCAGAUUUACUUUCGCACUUGGUUUAGAGAGUGUUAUGCAAAUAAGAAAAAAGGUGCUAAGUGAUCACCACUUAGCAAUUCCCUUUUAGUCGGUGAUAUUAUGUAUGCUAUAUGAUUACCUCAGUACUGUUUGCUCCACUUCAGUUCAUUCCAUGGGAGAUUGAAUUUCAGCCUGAAAACGUCGCUGAAACUAUUAACUAGCACAUGUAUUGCCACAGCUAAUUUUAACAGAUAAGCUUUAAUGUGUAAAGUACACUGCAAUUUAAAUGAGAAUCAUUUGUUUUACAGAAGUGGAUUUUAGCAACAGAUUCAUUUUUCAAAUAAUGUGAUUUCUGGCAAUUGAUGCUGUGCACAGUUGAAAUGGGCCUCUUCAUAGGAACAGAGAGAAAAAUAAGAUCUGGGAUAUAACUCUGGGAGAUAAUUGUGCAGUAUGUAAAUUGUUUUUUUAAAAUAUUCAAACACUUUUUAACAGUAUAUUAUGAA